AUGGAGAUAGAUUUCUCUCUUAAUGAAGAGUUUGAGCACAUGGAUGACGAAAUGAAUGUCAACGUCUUUGAAAUGGAGAUAUCUAGGGCAGAAACAGAUUGCAAUGAUCCAAUUGCUCGUAGCUUUCUUAAUACUGUUGUUCGUAAUGAGGAAGAGGCUUACAAACAUUAUUGUGCUUAUGCACAUUACGUUGGUUUCGGUGUACGCAAGGACCACACAACUUACUGGGCUAAAUCCAAGCAAAUUAAGUUGAAGUAUUAUAUUUGUGGAAAAUCAGGUCAUAAAAGAGAAUCUCAGCUAGCCACUACUGUGAAGUACAGAAAAACGGAUACACGGACUGGCUGUCAAGCAAUGGUUCGCUAUGCUAUUGAUCUUGAUGGCAACUGGACCAUAGAGAAAUUUGUUGAAAGUCAUAAUCACCCCUUGGCGGAAUCCGGUGACAAGCACCUUCUAUGUUCCAGUCGGAAGAUUAGAGAGUUAAAUGCAAAUUUACUAAGAUCAAUGACAGGUUCUGGGAUUAGAGCAGCUGAUGCAUUCAAUUUCCAUGCUACAGAGGUUGGUGGUGUUGAAAACUUGGAGUGCAUUAGACAAGAUGCAUACAACUUCAUUCAAAGGGAUAAAAGAAGCAGAAUUGAACAGGGCGAUGUCAACUCUCUCUUACAAUUAUUCAUGGAGCGCCAAAAUGAAGAUAACAUGUUUGCAUGGGAUUUCCAAAGUGAUGACGAGGGCAGACUUACAAGAUUUUUCUUGAGUGAUGGGUCUUGCAAAUUAGAUUAUGAUUGUUUUGGAGAUGUCAUUAUUUUCGCACUAGCUACCGUUUGA
This is a messenger RNA of Phalaenopsis equestris, 822 nucleotides long. RefSeq names its product protein FAR1-RELATED SEQUENCE 5-like. NCBI's taxonomy places the organism in Eukaryota, Viridiplantae, Streptophyta, Magnoliopsida, Asparagales, Orchidaceae. The coding region runs from base 1 to 822 and encodes 273 amino acids. The record is from RefSeq and is a predicted model, not a curated record. The transcript is spliced from 2 exons.